Manduca sexta (tobacco hornworm) is the source of this 1161-nucleotide messenger RNA. It is a transcript of the gene mdlc, whose product is annotated as E3 ubiquitin-protein ligase RNF113A. NCBI's taxonomy places the organism in Eukaryota, Metazoa, Arthropoda, Insecta, Lepidoptera, Sphingidae. Gene Ontology annotation, cellular component: U2-type spliceosomal complex. The record is from RefSeq and is a predicted model, not a curated record. Gene Ontology annotation, molecular function: metal ion binding. The transcript is spliced from 7 exons. Bases 145 to 1134 code for a protein of 329 amino acids. Gene Ontology annotation, biological process: snoRNA splicing.
UGACAAGUGACAAAUGACAGUUUACAGUAGUGAUAACAAAACAAAUUUUAUUUUGCUAGAUUUAUCUUUAAUUUUAAGAAUAAUAAUUAGUUCAAAUAAAUAUCUUUAUUAUAUAAACAUAAUAUUUCUACUGUUGGUGUAAACAUGUCGGAUGUGGAAGUUGAAGUUCCAACUACAUUCAAAAAACGAAAUUUUAAGAACAGAGGCGGUCGAAAACGUAAAACAUCAAGUUCAGAAGAAAAGAACAGUUCAGAUUCAGAUGAACAGACAGUAGUGCUGCCAACAAAGAGACCACAAAAAGCCAAUCCUAACGUCCAGACCACAGGAGGGCCUAAAAAGCCUAAACAAAAUCUGGACGUUGAUGAUGAAAGCAAUGAUGAAGAAAAGCAAGCAGUCCUUACAACACUAUCGGUACAGCAACAAAGAGAGAAUGCAACAGCUACAUAUGAGCUAGAUACGGAGCUGGAUCGCGAUGCACAGGCCAUCUUUGAGAAGGCACAGAAGAUUAAUGAGGAACUGCACGGACAGGCUGAUGAUAAGAUAUACAGAGGUAUAAAUAACUACGCCCAAUAUUACAAGAAGCGGGAUACAGCAGCGGGCAACGCUAGCUCUGGGUUUGUGAGGAAAGGACCAAUGCGCGCUCCCGCCAACCUCAGGGCUACUGUCAGAUGGGACUACCAGCCCGAUAUAUGCAAAGAUUACAAAGAAACCGGAUUCUGCGGUUUUGGAGAUUCGUGCAAGUUCCUCCACGACCGCUCGGACUACAAGCACGGCUGGCAGCUGGAGCGCGAGGAGCUCGACGCGGGCGGAAGUGGGGACCGGGGCGCUGGGGGAGGGGGAGGUGACUCCGACUACGAGGUGCACAGCGAUGACGAGCUGCCCUUCCGCUGCUUCAUCUGCAGGAAAAGCUUCACGGAUCCUGUGGUCACCAAAUGCAAACACUAUUUCUGCGAGAAAUGCGCUCUAGCGCAAUACAAGAAGUCGACUCGGUGUUACAUUUGCAACGCGCAGACCAGUGGCAUGUUCAACCCUGCCAAGGAGUUGGAAGGGAAGCUCAAGAGACAUGAUGAUGAUGAUGAUGAUGGCGAUGAUGAUGAUGGUAAUGAUAAGGAUGGUAAUGAUGACGAUGAUUAAUAUGUAAAUAAAAUAUAUUACGAUUUA